Chara braunii is the source of this 3163-nucleotide messenger RNA. NCBI's taxonomy places the organism in Eukaryota, Viridiplantae, Streptophyta, Charophyceae, Charales, Characeae. The record is from the annotation of a GenBank genome assembly.
CGGUGGCUGCAGUCUGCCACCCGCACACUCCAGCUCAUGGGCGCCACAUUCGAGACGUGGGUGGGUCACCUCUCCACGCGCCUGCGUGGCGGCCCUUUCGAGGCCUGGGAGGAUUUCUAUGCCUACUCCCUUCGUGAGGGUCGAACUCCGACCUUCGUGGAUUUCCAGGCGUUCCUCGAGGAUCGCUUCGGAGCCCGAUACGACGUGACUGACGCCUUCGAGCGUGUCGUCACUACAUGCUGGUCCGGCUCUGGUGCCGCUGCUGGCUUGGAUCGCCACAUCCAGGUCUUUCAGGAUGCCCGCCUCGUUUGCGACGUGGCGUUCCUCCCCGAGGCUGCCCUUAUCGAUCGUUUCUUGGCCAGCCUUCCGCUCGAGUACCGCUCCGAGCUAUGGCGGUACGAGUUCACAUCGGCCCCGCAGGCUUACGAGGCCGCAAGGGACCACCAGCAGAUGCGAGCCCGUCUUCACCCCGCCUCCUCCUCCCAUCCCCAGCGCACGGGCUACGCCUCCUCCUCCUCUCACGGCACUUCCCAGCGCCGUUCCCCUUUCCGCGGUCGCCCCCGUCGUUCCACGCAGCAGGGCCGCCACUUCUCGCGCCGCUUCAGCGCGCUKGAGUAUGCCACGGUGCAGUGUACACCUGCGCCCUCCUCAGUAGUGGACUUUCCGACAUCUCCGUCGCGGUUCGCCCCUCUCGCUACUGGAGUUGAGGUAUCGCAGGACUCGACAGAGUGUACUCAGCCCUCUGUCGCAGUACCGUCUGCGCCUCCGCAGACCACCGUCUCCCCUCCUCCCCCGCCGCGACUACCGACGCGUCGAGCCAUUCGCUCAGCCCGUUGCAGCGAGCAGCUUGCUACUCGCGAGGACGUUGUGUCCUCUCUUCUGGACUUGAGCAUGCUCCAGGCUCGUCAGGAGCGACUCACCCUCCAUGUCGCUGCACUGCUUCGCCUUCUCGCCAUCCUCUCUGACCCUGAUUGCACCCUCCCGAUCAUCCCCGUACGACUCGGGACCUCCACGAGGGUGUACUCAGCGUUGUGGGAUUCCUGUUCUCGGGGCGACUUCAUUCACCCACGCGUGGUGAAGGAAGCCCGCUUACCCACGACAGGGUCUCCGACUCCCAUCUCCGUUACCCUAGGGGAUGACAAGACCCAGCGCUUCUUCGAUCAAACGGUCACCGACCUCCCCUUCUUCCUCACUCUCGAGCCGACUGAGCGUUCCCCGGCGUCUCGUCGCCACCGCUCCUCUACACAUUUCGAUGUGAUGGAGACGGGGUACGACUUCAUUCUCGGCACUCCGUGGUCUCGUCGGUUCCGCAGCACCGAGGCCGAUUGGGCGACCAACACUCUCGUUCUCAAAACGAAGUGUGGACAGACGUAUCGCGUACCUUUCAUAGGUACCACGGCGACACCACGCCUCGGUCCUCCUCCCCCGGAGCCUUCAGUGCCCACACCAUCUCCCUCUAUCACUGUCACCUCGCCUCGGCAGUUCGCUCACUUCAUUCGGCAGGACGACGUCACCUUCUUUAUGGUGGACGUGACGGAUCUCUUACACUAUGAUCCACCCUGUCCCGGCGCCGAGCUCAUCCCUCUGGAGCCAGAUCCUCCCUCUAUCUCCAUGGCUCCCAUCUCUAUUUCCGUCCCUCCGCCGUCCGUCGAAUCCACCCCGCCGUCGCGCGCUGACGCUGACGCUGAGGAACUCGCACGAUAUACGGCUGACUUGGAGCCCGCAGUUCGUGACCUCAUCCGAGAGUACCACGGCGUUUUCCCAUCGUCGUUCUCGUACGCCGGCAUCCCACCGAUGCGUGACGUCGAGCACUCCAUUCAGCUCGUGCCUGACUAUCGUGUUCACCACCAGGCACCCCACAGACUCUCGAUCCCCAAGGCCACCGAACUCAAGCGUCAGCUUGAGGAGCUCCUGAGACUGGGGUCGUUGGCAGUCCAUCUCGAUGGACUUUAUCGGUCCUCUUCGACCUCCGACCCCCGCGGUCAUGAUGCUAUCCUGGUCGUCGUCGACCGCUUCACGAAGCGUGCACGCUUUGUUUCGUGCCGCUAUGCCAUCAGUGCACGUGCGGUCGCCGACAUUGUAUUUGACCGAGUUGUGCGUGACCACGGCUUACCUCAAAGCAUCAUAUCUGACCGUGACCCGCGCUUUACCAGCCGAUUCUGGCGACGGCUCCACGAGGUGUACGGCACUCAGGUCCGCUUCCCCUCGUCUUACCAUCCUCAAACUGAUGUUCAGACCGAGAUCACGAACAAGACUCUCAGGGAUAUUCUCCGAAAGAUUGUUCGUGACGACCAGCAGUGGGAUCUCCAUCUUGCCCAUGCGGAGAUAGCCUACAACCACGCCGUCUCGCCAGCCACGGGGAUGUCGCCUUACUAUUGCGACCUCGGCUAUCACCCGCGUGUUCCCGCGGACUUCCGUCGACCAUCCCAGAUGCACCCCGACACGAGUUGUCCCGCGCUGGAUGAUUGGGUUGCACACAUGACGUCGAUUAUGAAGACCGCACAUGAGCACAUAGCCGCUUCCCAGACUCGCAUGGCAGCACGUGCGAACCGAUCGCGGAUGGAUCACCCAUUCAAGGUCGGUGAUAAUGUGCUUAUCGACGCCCUCCACUUACAGCUCGAAGCGCGCACGCUUCGCAAGUUUCAGCGUCGCAUCUUUGGCCCAUGCCGCAUCCUCCAGGCCGUCGGUUCUGAUACGGCAUCUAGCCCGGUCAGCUUUCGUGUGAAGCUGCCCGACUACCUACGCCAGGCUCGUGUGCAUGAUGUCUACCACGUCUCGUUACUGCGUCCUUACCGCAGACCGUCUGAGCGUUUCGCUGGACGACCAUAUGAGCGCCCUCCACCCAUCAUGGUGGACGGCCACGAGGAGUUCCUCGUUUCAGACAUCAUUGGUCGCCGAGUCACCGACGACAACCUUCCCCGCGUCGAGUAUCUCGUACGUUGGAAGGGUUACCCUGAUGAGGAGGCUACCUGGGAGCCCCUCGAGCACUUGCAGCACGCUCGCAUGUUGGUGCGUGCCUAUGACCGUGCUCGUCAUGCUGGGUUCACUGCUCCUCCUCAGCCCACUGACCCUCCUCCUUCUCCUCCGGCUUAGGAGACCGCUGAAGUCGAGCCUGCUCCAUCUGAGGCAGACCUUCAGCAGCAGCCGGAUGCCUCUGAGCGUC